Porites evermanni is the source of this 3321-nucleotide messenger RNA. NCBI's taxonomy places the organism in Eukaryota, Metazoa, Cnidaria, Anthozoa, Scleractinia, Poritidae. The record is from the annotation of a GenBank genome assembly.
AUGUUAUUACCUUUAGUGGAUGGCUUCAAUGGUGAAAUGCUUUUAGACGUAGAAAAACGCGCCACAGAUUCUUUGCGUCCACUUAACAUAAGCAUAUUCCCGCCAGAGAGGAAUGUAUCAGGGAGAUUUUUCAACUUCCACGACUACAAACCAACCUUUAAACUAGACGCUAGCGAGAAAGGAAGGGUUACUCUGACUGGAGGUCCUCUCAUGGCUCCUUAUAUUAUGGACCAAUUUCACUUUCACGUUUACUGCACAAGAGAAGAGGCUGAAGAAAAUACGUUGGAUCGCGUUCAAGUUCCCGGCGAGGUAAGCGAGAAAAUGUCGGUAUGAGUUUCUUUGGCUAAAAAGAGGAAAACAUCAGGGAAGAAGGGGCUCAAGGGGGAACCUUGGGUCGUUGUUGCUUAAGUCCUGUGCAACGAUUAAACGUUGAAUGGGUAUCCUGUGCAUAAUGAAAUCAUACCGCCAUCUUGGUUGUUAUUAAAAAUUGACAUUUAUGCAUUGUGUAGAAGCUUAGGUCUGAAAUAUGUUGUCUUUAAACUUGUUGCUUUUGAAAAACAGACUGAAGCAAGGCUGAUUUGACUGUUGGGAAUACAUUUUUUUUGCCAAGGACAUCCUGAAGAAGUAAGGCCGUGCCUUUCGAAAUAUUGGCAAAAAAUAAUAUAUCCCCGCUGUCAAAUCAGCCUUGCCUCAUUCUGUUGUUCAUGUAUUUGUUAGUUAGAUCCUCCAGUAGGAUCCAGUUCUUCUAUUUUCUAACGUUGGUCCUUGCUUCCAAAGCUAGAUUUGCUGCUUUUGGUAGUAUUUUUUGUGUUUAUUACACACGAAGUGCAGAGAACACUCUCGUUUUUGAUUUUGUCGGAGGAAUAUAUGAGGAUCUGGCUACAAGGUGUGUUGAAAAAUUCAGGAAAUUUCCAUGGGGAGUAGAAGAGUCUUUACUGUUAGUGUAGGAAAGAAGCAUGACUAUUCGGAUCAAUUCAGGUUAAAUGAAAUGUGUCUUCUAAGAAAGUUGUGUCCAAACUUUGGUCAUGUUUCAGUUACACCUUGUGUUCUUUCGAGAGAACUAUCAGACUUACAACAAAGCAGUGCAAAGAUUUCGUGAUGGACUAGCCGUGGUUUCAAUAUAUUUUGUGGUAAGCAUUACAUGGAUGUUUACAGUAGGAGUAAAAAUUUUAAACUCAUGGAAAUGCUGGAAAUACGCGCUAAUCUCACGCUUACAGACCCGUCAUUUAAUUUGCAAGGAAACUGGGCCGAGUUACUUGUCGCAAAGACUUCUGGGACUGCUACCGGAGAUAAGUAUUCCAGAAUCAAUUGCGGGGCACAUUUCGUCUCCAGUUCCCUUUCGUUUCUAUGGGGCGAACCUCUAAGCAGGGUCACUAACAGAUUAUGCUUGUAUUAUGCUCAUCUAGAGGCCUGAGUCAUGCUCCUUAUUUUAGCGCACUAACAUGACACUUUUCCCUCCCGUAGUGCCAAAUUAACGCUGAUGAAAAUAGCCAAUAUUGAUAUCGAAGCUAUAUAACGAUGCUGUAUCUUGAAAAGGCUUUAGGUUUAUGAAAGACUAGGAAUUUCACUAGUUAAAGUAGUUAAGGAUCGAAGGAGUAUCUGUUCGCAGGGUCGAAUGUCACGUACUAAAACCAAAUAUACAAAACAACGUAGCACUCGGGAACAACUCGGGAAAUCGGGAAAGCGGUAUAAUUGAAAGAAAAACAGAAGACCUAUCCGUAAUCUGUUUCUGUUAUUUAUAGUGCAGGCGGUUUAAAAAAAUUGUUGUCACAAGGUUGCUAUCAAGUUCUGAUGUUAAAUGUUUAGUUGAGAAGAACUUAAAACAUCAACGCCCACUUCACUUCCUUUAAGUCGUACUUAGCGGUCGAAGAAGACGAUUUGUUCUAGCGCCAAACGUUUUCAUUCCUACAGAAUGCGCAGUGAACGUUUAAGACAGAAACCGUUCUUUCUGAUUAUAAGCUCAGUUUUUUUUACUUCCAGGUACAAGGCGAAGAGAACACUAACACUGAGAUAGCAACGUUUGAGAACCUCAUUGACUAUAUUUCACAGGACGAAAGUUAGUGGCAAUGUAUUUAGUAAAUNAGUUCUCGUUUCUAUUGGGCGAACCUUUAAGCAGGGUCACUAACAGAUUAUGCUUGUAAUGUGCUCAUCUGGGAACCUGAGUCAUGCUCCUAAUUUUAGCGCACUAAAAUGACACUUUUCCCUCCCGUAGUGCUAAAUUAACGCUGAUGAAAAUAGCCAAUAUUGAUAUCGAAGCUAUAUAACGAUGCUGUAUCUUGAAAAGGCUUUAGGUUUAUGAAAGACUAGGAAUUUCACUAGUUAAAGUAGUUAAAGAUCGAAGGAGUAUCCGUUCGCAGGGUGGAAUGUCACGUAAUGAAACCAAAUAUACAAAACAACGUAGCACUCGGGAACAACUCGGGAAAUCGGGAAAGUGGUAUAAUUGAAAGAAAAACAGAAGACCUAUCCGUAAUCUGUUUCUGUCAUUUAUAGUGCGUGCGGUUUGAAAAAUUGUUAUCACAAGGUUCCUAUUAAGUUCUGAUGUUAAAUGUUUAGUUGAGAAGAACUUAAAACAUCAACGCCCACUUCACUUCCUUUAAGUGAAGAAGACGAUUUGUUCUAUCGCCAAACGUUUUCAUUCUUACAGAACGUGAAGUGAACUUUAAAGACAGAAACCAUUCUUUCCGAUUAUAAGCUCAGUUUUUUUUACUUCCAGGUACAAGGCGAAGAGAACACUAACACUGAGAUAGCAACGUUUGAGAACCUCAUUGACUAUAUUUCACAGGACGAAAGUUAGUGGCAAUGUAUUUAGUAAAUUGGAAUCGCCUGUCCCCUUACACAUUUAACAACAAGUUGGCCCUUCGGUAGUUGGAAAAAUAAACAAAAUACAUGUCUUUGUUACCCGGUUCUUUGAGCUAUGAUUCAACAGCACGCUUUUGUCACCGAGAGUAGAAAAGGUCUGAAGCCGAGGCUUCUUCUUCUUCAAGAUGGGCCGAGUUGUGCGAUAAUUCUGGGCUAGCUGCAAACAUAGACUAUCAGUUGUCAUGGUAACAAACAAAUCGUCUUUCCAACAAGGAAUGUCGCGUUGACUCUGCAUAAUCAGAUCAUCAUAAGAUAACGUUUCACUUUGUCAUUACUUUCGUAGAUCGUACAGUGUCCACCACUGCUGCCAUCGAGCAGCUGUCGACUCCACUGAGUAAAAGGAAUGCGCCAUAUCAGGCAUACAGAGGCAAUUUGGUUGAGCCAAUUAAAUGCAAGAAUUGCGUCGACGUCUUUGUCAUGGAAGAAAGAUUUACCGUUUCUGUUAAGCAGGUAAUAAAUUGA